This is a messenger RNA of Triticum turgidum subsp. durum (durum wheat), 807 nucleotides long. NCBI's taxonomy places the organism in Eukaryota, Viridiplantae, Streptophyta, Magnoliopsida, Poales, Poaceae. The record is from the annotation of a GenBank genome assembly.
AUGGCGGCGCCCGUGACGGUGUACGGGCCGGCGAUCUCGCCGGCGGUGGCGCGCGUGGCGGCGUGCCUGCUGGAGAAGGACGUGGCCUUCCAGCUCGAGGCGGUGGACAUGUCCAAGGGCGAGCACAAGUCCCCCUCCUUCCUCAAGCUCCAGCCCUUCGGCCAGGUCCCCGCCUUCAAAGACCACCUCACCACCGUCUUCGGUCGCUUGGCCAUCGCAUUCCAGCUCACCUUCGCGCCGCUCAUGGGCAUGGCCACCGACAUGGCCGUGGUCGAGCAGAAUGAGGCGAAGCUUGCCAAGGUGCUCGACGUGUACGAGCGGCGGCUGGCGGAGAGCCAGUAUUUCACCGGCGACGAGUUCACCCUUGCCGACCUUGUGCACAUGCCCAACACUGAUCUUCUUGUGAGCAAGACCGGCAAGGCGGGUCUGAUCACCGAGAGAAAGAAUCUGUCCAGAUGGUGGGAUGAGGUCUCCGCCCGCCCGUCAUGGAAGAAGCUGGCAUUUGCUCCUCUUCUGGGAAUCCCUCAGGACCACAUGGCCAUUGCAGAGAAUGAGAGGAAGCUUCAGCAAGUCCUCAAUGUUUACGAUGAAAUACUCUCGAAGAAUGAGUACCUAGCUGGCGAUGAGUUCACCCUGGCUGACCUCUCCCACCUCCCGGACUCGCAGUACAUUGUGAGCUCGGAGAGGGGGAGGAAGCUCUUCACCUCCAGGAGGAAUGUGGCGAGGUGGUUCGACCAAAUCUCGAGGCGCAAGGCGUGGGAGCAGGUUGUCAAGAUGCAGAUGGAGCAUCCUGGCGCGUUCGAGUAG